AUCGAAGCAUGGAGCAAAAGCACGAUCGCAAAGGGUGCCAAAUCUGCGGAAAACUACGCGCAAAAUACAGCUGUCCCAAGUGCCACAUUGCCUACUGCUCCCUGGCAUGUUACCGCGACCAGAGGCACUCUGAGUGCACAGAGUCGUUCUAUCAGGCGCAAGUUGCCGACGAGCUCAAGACCCGCCAGGCAGACGACGAUGUCAAGAAGAAGAUGCAUGAGCUUUUGCAGCAAUACCACCAAGGAACAUUGGAGGACGCAGACAGCGACGAGCAGGAGGGGGAGGAUAUCGCAGAGAGGAUGGAAGGACUGAAUUUGGAUAAUGCCUCGGUUGAUGAUAUCUGGAAGCGAAUGAGUGAGGACGAGCGACAGGAGUUUCUCAAGCUUGUCGACCAAGGCGAUCUGGCGAACGUGCUACCAGCAUGGGUUCCUUGGUGGCAGCAGAGCGAUAAGCCUGGUGUCGUUGAAGUUGGCCAAGACGAUUAUCAGGUUACUGCCACUAUCCCUGAAAUAUCAGAAUGUGCUGUGCCUGUGCAGUCGCUGGCCAAAAAGGUCCACCCCAGUGUCCUGUACCAGAUAGCACAGCUAGCGCUUGCAUAUGCGUACAUGAUGCGCCAUCUCAACGGAGACUCACGCGGCAAGAAUAUCGCUGAUGCAUUCCAGGACCUGGUAACGGUAUCGCCGCUGCUUUCCAGCAAAGAGGCAGAUAUCUACACUAAUGCGCACGAGGCGCUGGUUGUUGGACUCUGCAAUAUCGAUGAGGGCAUGCCGUGCAGCAAGAAAUGCGCCAUGCUCGACGACGUGCUCAGCAUGUACUUGGGCCCUAGGUACAUUGCCUCCAUGGUGUCCGAUACCCAUGCUCUCCUAGGCACUCUACUGGCCAUGCCUUCUGUAGAUCGGGGCCAUCUAAAGAAGGCACAUAUUCAUAGAGCUGAGCGACGGGUGUUUUUUCUGCUCUGUGUUGUGCUGCAGAUGUCUACAGAGACUGAGCCCUGGGAGUUCAUGGCUGCAGAGGUUGCGAUGCUGCAGAGACGAUUCCGCAGCGAGGACGAAGCUAGCAAGCAAAACCCGAACAGGGAAGAUGCUGCUGCUGAUGUAAAGGUGCCGUCGAUUAG
Molecule: messenger RNA, 1114 nt
Organism: Linderina pennispora
Lineage: Eukaryota; Fungi; Kickxellomycota; Kickxellomycetes; Kickxellales; Kickxellaceae
Exons: 3
Source: RefSeq, a predicted model, not a curated record